UGGAAGGAAGAGCUGUGCUCAAAAGCUGGCUUGUAAUACACUUGAGAGAGAAUGCCAAAGCGUACGAGCAACAGCGCUUUUUAUUUCUACUAUGCUACUAUCAUUUGAAUAGACUACUGCUUAUAUCUACAUAUAUAUCUUUAAAUAUCCACUAUGUAUUUAGUAAUGUGACUGGUUGUUUUUUUUCUUGAUGUGUGUUAUCAGUUUGUGGGUGCCUUAGUGGAAAAUGAAUUAUUAUAUUUAUUUGACUCCAGUCUGCCUCCACAAAUAACUGUGUACAGUGUAAACACUUGCAAAGCAAAGGUCAGAAAGUCAGGUUUGCUGGAGAGGCUAGUUUAAUUACUCCCAUGACAGCGCAUGGUUGGUGAUGUUUGCUCUCCAAGUGGGUUUUGAUUUUCUUUUUUUUUUCUGACCCUUUUGUUGUUUUUCAAAAUCUGGCUCUGAAGAGGCUCUUGGCCUUUUUUUUUCCUCCAUGCUCCCUUUUUAAACAGGAUUACUGGGUGUUCCCAAGGAGUGUUGGGUGGAAGCAGCCCAGUUGGCUGCUUUUGCCAUCUGCGAUGCUGCCACAGAAAACCUCAAAAGGGUCAUGUGAGGAAUGUUUCGGGUCAGCAUUGUAAUUUCUGCUCCAUGCCUGCAGCUGCGGCCUCCCCCCACCCCGAGUUAAUCUGGUGCCUUCUGUCAAGAAAAAGGCAGAGAGUUAGGAACGUCUUUUGCUGAUUUUUUUUUUAAGCUUGUUGGAAGACGGUUCUGCUAUAUCAGCUCUACUUGAGACCAGUUGAUUAAGUUGUCAUAGCCCCGGCCAGUUACAUGAAUGUGCAGUAUUAUGGCUUAUUAUGAAGUUUUCCUGCCACCAAAGGCCUAUAGGACGAAUCUCCCAGCCACUGCCACGUUUUCAUCCAUUGAUGAACAUCAGCUGCUGGUUGGCAUCAAGGGAGGAAGACUGAAUUAAUCCCAGAUGGGGGAACUAUUUCAGCCAAUUUAAGACUUUCCGGUCAAUUUAAGGCAGCAGAAAGGGCAACAGACUGCAGGAAGAAGCAUUUGAAGUGUUAUUUUUAAACAAGAUGUUGGUUGGAGGACCAGAUAAACUUUUAUGAGCCAACGGAGCUGAAAGAAUAACCAUGUGAGAUUUAUUUUCGCUUCCUUGUGAAGUUCUAGACAAAAUCAAUGUUGCUUUUUAUUAAGUCUGAACAGUAGUCUCUGAACAUCAGCAUGUCGACUGUAACGAGCACUCAGACUCUGGAGGACUCUGAUCCACCCCGUCUUGAAGAGAAGCCAAAGGGGAAGGCGUUGUUUCCGUUGGACUCCCUCUUUGCUAAUCGGAGUGAGAAAUUUGUAAUUGCCAGGAGCGACAGCGUACCGGAGGAGAACGUACUAAAAAUCACUAUCACGGAGACCACAGUCAUUGAGUCGGACUUGGGCAUCUGGAAUUCCCAUGCUCUCAUCUACCUCACCUUGUGGUUUUUCUUCAGCUUCUGCACGCUCUUCCUUAACAAGUACAUACUUUCACUGCUGGAGGGAGAGCCCAGCAUGCUAGGUGCUGUUCAAAUGCUCUCAACCACCUUCAUUGGCUGUGUAAAAAUGUUUGUACCGUGCUGUUUGUAUCAGCACAAGACACGUAUCUCUUACCCACCCAAUUUCAUCAUGAUAAUGCUGUUUGUUGGACUGAUGAGGUUUGCAACAGUAGUUUUAGGGCUGGUCAGCCUGAAAAAUGUGGCUGUUUCAUUUGCUGAAACAGUUAAAAGCUCUGCACCUAUUUUUACUGUUAUCAUGUCUCGGAUGAUUUUAGGGGAAUAUACUGGAUUGCUGGUCAAUCUGUCUCUCAUCCCAGUCAUGGGCGGACUAGCUUUAUGUACAGCCACAGAACUCAGCUUCAACAUUCUGGGUUUUUCAGCAGCUUUGUCGACUAACAUCAUGGAUUGUCUGCAAAACGUUUUUUCCAAAAAGCUGCUCAGUGGAGACAAGUACCGCUUUUCAGCCCCAGAGCUUCAGUUCUACACCAGUGCUGCUGCAGUCAUUAUGCUCAUUCCAGCGUGGAUAUUUUUCAUGGAUGUGCCAGUGAUUGGGAAAAGUGGAAGAAGUUUCAGUUAUAACCAGGAUGUCAUUGUACUCCUCCUAAUAGAUGGAGUCUUGUUUCAUCUUCAGAGCGUCACAGCUUAUGCUUUGAUGGGAAAAAUUUCUCCUGUCACUUUCAGUGUUGCUAGUACUGUGAAGCAUGCGUUGUCAAUCUGGCUAAGUAUUAUUGUGUUCAGUAACAAAAUCACAAGUCUCUCAGCCGUUGGAACUGUUCUAGUAACAAUUGGAGUCCUGCUAUAUAACAAGGCAAAGCAGCAUCAGCAAGAAACUAUCCAAAGCCUGGCGGCAGCAACAGCCCCACAAACAACACAAGGGACAGCUGAAGAUACUGAGCCACUAAUUCCCAAGGAGAUAUAGCCAUAUAGUUGAUAUGGCCCUUACUUCUUCCAACCUGGUGUAACUCAAAGGAGCUCCUUCUUAAAUGGCUGCUACUCCAGCAGUUGACAGUGGUUGGUUUCUUUUGAGUCUGCAGCAGGUGAAGAGAUGGACUUGAAGCAGAAAAGAAGGGAAAAAGAAGAGAAAAGAAUCCAGGAAGUCCUUUUUUUACCGAGAAACUGACAUAAAGAGCAGAAGACCGGAAGUCAUAGUGUCAUAAAUACUGGCUUCAGGCUCUUUUCUUGACUCUGCUAAUAAAGCACAAGACUAUUUUGGAGAUAAAACUUCAGUGUUGUAUGGGAAAGUUACUUGUGCCCUGGCCCACCGUGGUAAUGUGAAAACAUGACUCCUCACUGUCUUUUGCUAGCUUGCAGUGGAAUGAAACUGCUGCAGAGCAGAACAUCCCUAUUCACAGCUAUUUGGAGCAUCCUGUGCUGGGUGAAUCGGUAGGCUGUGGCGUGGUGUGGUGUGGUGCAAAGCUGCAGAAUGACUACACGCCCAUGGGUGGAAGUAAAGGAAGUAGUCGCAAAUACAAGAAUAGUGGUGAGGAGCUAGGUCUCUGCAUAAACCAGCAAAGGAAAAUCUGUGGUUUGCUGCUCAAAUUGUAACAAUUGGAGCAUUGCAGCUUUUCUGGUUACUUGUAGCAUUGAUAUAACUUGUGAAACUGAAACCCAGAUAUGCACACACUCCCUUGCUGUAACAUAGGACCUGACACACAUGAGCUGUUACUAUCAGGCAAAAACUACUAGAAACUGCAAUAAUAAAUGAGGCAACAUCAGCAUUUCCAUUAUAAUGAUAUACAUUUCCUCUGGAAUAUAAUUAACUAUGAAAAUCCUGAGAUAGGAGAGGGACUAAUGCAUAAAAUUUUCUAGGGGUGAAAUAAAUACAUACUGCCUUUAAGAAACUCAGGGUUAAAGUCAGUCUUUGGCCUGUCGCGUUGUGUGCAAUUAUUUGAGCAUCUCCUGUGAAGAGACCUGUUUGCUAGAGAGCUGUAUGGAGAUUUUUGAUACAACCAGAGAAGAUGUGUGUUUGGGGGGGAGUAGAGGGGGGAGGAAAAGUUUGAAUCCUAAAAUAAAACUGUCCUGGCAUCUGUGGAUUUUUAACAGUUUUUUUUAAUUUAACAUGAUGCAGUGCUUGAGGAAGGAGCAUGGGGAAAGCUGCUGCUUUCUCCUUUCUGACAUUGCCUGUUAAAAAUGUCACUUUAUAUGAAGAAAAUAAGUGUUUACGUGAAAAAAAAUCUGUGAUAUUACGGUAGUUAUAAACAAAUUAUGGGAGAAGAAUCCUACAGCAGAAUUAAGACUUUUUUGUUUAGUUGUUAUCUCUUACCUGAAAGAUGAUAGAGCAGGGGUGGGCAAAAUGUGGCCCACUAGGCCAUUCUAUCUGGCCCACGGGGCCCCUACAA
This is a messenger RNA of Alligator sinensis (Chinese alligator), 3850 nucleotides long. Its product is annotated as solute carrier family 35 member E2-like. The coding region runs from base 1210 to 2430 and encodes 406 amino acids. The transcript is spliced from 10 exons. The record is from RefSeq and is a predicted model, not a curated record. NCBI's taxonomy places the organism in Eukaryota, Metazoa, Chordata, Crocodylia, Alligatoridae. Gene Ontology annotation, molecular function: antiporter activity. Gene Ontology annotation, cellular component: Golgi apparatus.